Molecule: messenger RNA, 3472 nt
Organism: Phycodurus eques (leafy seadragon)
Lineage: Eukaryota; Metazoa; Chordata; Actinopteri; Syngnathiformes; Syngnathidae
Product: BTB/POZ domain-containing protein KCTD5-like
Exons: 6
Coding region: 36-941 (301 amino acids)
Biological process (GO): proteasome-mediated ubiquitin-dependent protein catabolic process; protein homooligomerization
Cellular component (GO): Cul3-RING ubiquitin ligase complex; cytoplasm
Molecular function (GO): cullin family protein binding
Source: RefSeq, a predicted model, not a curated record
ACCCGGAAGUGUUGCGUUUGCGUGAUCGACGUCAAAUGUCGCGGACGAGCCGUGCCGCCGCUGUUGACGUCAUCGAGCUCCCGUCCUCCACGGCGUGUUCUGGUUCGGCGGCGGACGGGAAGCAGCGGCCGCGGUGCUUUGUGGGUCCGCCGCCGUCGUUCUUCCGAAGGGUCGCGAGGGAGCGCGACGUCAUGGCCGAGCUGCUGCAGGUGCUCGACGCGGCCGAGCAGGCGGACCACCAGCACCACCUGCACCACCGCGACGUCGUCCGCGGCUCGGCUCGCUUGCCGCUCGGGCCGGCCGCCGUCCGCUCGCCGACUUCCUCCGAGUCGGCUGACAAGCCGCCGCCGCCGCCGGGGCCGCUCGGCUGGGUGCGCCUCAACGUGGGCGGGACCUACUUCGUCUCCACCAAGCAGACUUUGUGCAGGGAGCCCAAGUCGUUCCUGUUCCGACUCUGCCAGGACCACCCGGACCUGGACUCCGACAAAGACAGCACGGGGGCCUAUUUGAUUGACAGGGACCCCACCUACUUUGGACCAGUCCUCAAUUAUCUCCGCCACGGAAAGCUGAUCAUGGACAAGAACCUCGCUGAGGAAGGCGUUCUCGAAGAGGCGGAAUUCUACAACAUCGCCUCCCUGGUGCGUCUGGUGAAGGAGCGCAUAAGGGACAACGAGAACCGCACGUCGCAGGGUCCCGUCAAACACGUCUACCGUGUCCUGCAGUGCCAGGAGGAGGAGCUGACUCAGAUGGUCUCCACCAUGUCGGACGGCUGGAAGUUUGAACAGCUGAUCAGCAUUGGCUCGUCCUACAAUUACGGCAACGAGGACCAGGCGGAGUUUCUGUGCGUGGUGUCGCGGGAGCUCAACAACGCGGCCAACGGCGUUGUCAUGGAGCCCAGCCAGAAGGCCAAGAUCCUGCAGGAGCGAGGCUCACGCAUGUGACCACGCCAUCUGAUUGGAGCACGGAUGCCGGUCAUCGUUCCAGGCUACUUCCUGUCCCGUUUGGCGGGAAAAUAUUUGUCAACCGAGGUGGGACGCUUCCCAUUGGAUGUCCAUCACUUCUGUUUCCACAGGAAGUGACACGCGGUGGCGUCUCUUGACUUCCCGUCUCGAUGUCACGCGUGCAGUUUGACCCUGGCAUAUCGUCGCAUGUUGGACGUUGGCCCCGCCCCUUGCCAUCAUUUGGUCACGUGGCAGCAAAGGUGGAGCAGCGUGAACAAACACUCGCCCAGUUUGGCCAAUCACGUCGCAUCUUCAGCUUAGUAAAAGUUCAUCUCUACGCUUUCGGACGAUAACGGUUGGACGCCAACUUUCUGGAUCAGUUCGUGACUUUGAUGUUACUUGGCGCAUUUUUAAAAUGAGCAUCAAAUGACAUUUGAAAUGCUAACAUGCUUGCGGAUAUGGGCUCGCAUUAGCAUGCUAUGUUGCCAACUAGCAGCGAGUUGUCGAUGUGACGCGUGCAUGUGCGUGUUUGUCAGACCUGAUUAUCAUGCUAACACAGCGACCAGCACCAUGCUAGCAGGACGUUCUCCGCUUAGCAUGAUAGCAUCUGUUAGCAUUGCUGGCCACUGAAGAUAAAAGGAGAGAUCGUUAGAUGUUAACGGUUACGAAAAAAAAUACAUGGCUUUACAUACAGUAUAUAUUUACAAAUGCAUCUAAUAUGUAUGUAGGUCAUUUUCAUAUUUGUUUCAUAAUUGUUAAGACACUUGUAUAAAAAAAACAAAAAAAAAAUUGUAAAUUUUUCAAUUUACCCAUGCCGCCUCAGUUUUGUUUGUCAAUCUCCCAUGCUGAAAUAGUCACGCUAUAAAUCCUAUUUUUGACUAUUUAGAAUUUUCGACCAUAACAGUAAAAACGAGAUAAAUUAUAAAUGAUAAAAACAUGGAAGUCCUAAUCAAAUGUCAUCUGAACAAGAUCUUGUAAACUUGUAAAAUAACUUAUAAAAAAUAAUAAGCAAUGAUAACAACUUGCAUUCUUGCCACAGUUGUCGAUAGAACCCACUGACAGAGCAAAUGGCGGCCCACUCAAAUGCACUUCCUAACACGGAAGACAAAAAUUGUGUCAUUUGCACAUUGGACGUGUUGGACGUGUUGCCCUUCAAACUCUUCAGAUACAAGUGCAUAACUGAUCCUAACUACUCAUGAAAACAACUCUUCAUACCAUCGUAAUAACAGGAAAGACACUUGGACAAAUUCCUGCAAAUUCAUUCAUAUCUGAACAAUAACAUUGCUUACUUUGCUGUCUGCUAUUGCGUCAAUGCAAAAUGGCUGCCUCAUCCUGGCACUUCAGAUCAAAGAUCCCUCUGGUGUAUUGCAACAACAUCAUGAGGCUCACCCCAGUGGCGUUAAUAAGAAAGACGGCUUCAGUGACUUUUGUCAAAAAAAAAAAAGGAACUCUUUGGACACGAAGAUGCAUUUGUGUUCGUUUUCAUGGAAAAGGAAACUCAUUCACGUUAACAUGGAUAUUUAAACGCAACAGCCGUCAAUGGCAGUGAAUGAGUUUUAAGCAAAAGCAGAAAACUAUCCCAGCUAUCUUCGGGCGGGAGGCGGGGUACGCCCCGAACCGGUCGCCAGCCAAUCGCAGGGCACAUAAAAACAAGCAACCAUUCGCACUCACAUUCAUACCUACAGGCUAUUUGGAGUCUUCAAUUAACCUACCGUGCAUGUUUUUGGGACGUGGGUGGAAACCGGAGCGCCUGGAGAAAAGCCACGCAGGCACGGGGAAAACAUGCAAACUCCACACAGGCCGGGCCGGGAUUUUAACCCCGGUCCCCAGAACUGCGAGGCAGAUGUGCUAACCAGACGUCCGUCGUGCCGGCUCGUUGCAAAUCCUAAAACUUUAUUGGGGACACCUAACGGUAAAGACAUUUUGGCAUUUGAAGUUUGAAAAAUAUUACUGUAGAAUAAUUAUUUUCAUUGAAACAAUUGUGAUGUUUUGAUGGAUAACAACUGCCAGUAAUUCUAAUACUCAUAUUAGUCAAAUGGAUUUUUUUUUUUAAUUCAUGAAAUUCGGUGUGGCGUGUCUUUGCCGUUAUUGAUUAAAUGAUAAGAAAAUGGCCCAUGUGCAAAUGUAUACUGUAUGUAUUCAACUUGAUUGGGAGUAGUUGAUGUGUAAAAAUGAAACGUUUGUGUACGAGGACACGAGAGGUUGCGGUGUGUGUGUCGUUUGGGGGAUGAAUCGGGCCUGCCGUGUCAGUGUCGUGGUGCAUGAUGGGUGUGUUUGUAGGGGGUUCCAUGGCUGUGUGGUGUGUUGAUGUCCAACUCUACUUACCCGCCACUCAUGUUGUUUGUUAUCGGCUCGACCUCGGGCUAAUCACGCUAACAGGUAAUUAGCCACCGAGCGACCAGUGGAAAGCUCCUGAAGACACGAUUCGACGGUCAUUUGUGUCUUUUACUUAUUAUUGCACAUUGUGUCUGCAGAUGUCUUUUGUUGUCGUGUAACUCUUCUAAAAACAACUUUCUCGCCAUAAAUUCUGU